AUGUCCAAUCUAUUAAACAAAUUUGCUGACAAACUGCACGGUAACGACCAUGACGAACGUUAUGAAGGCGACAACGACGAUGAGACCCGGGAUCAACGCCACCAAGUGCAUCAACAGAGAGAGUUCAGAAACCAGGGUUCCAAGGCGGAUCCCUACAGCGAUCAAAACCAGGGCAACUUUCCUCAACAACAGCAAGCACAAUCCGGUCUAGGCGGAAACAGACAAUCUGGCGGUAAUGAUUACCAACAACAAUCUGGCGACUACAACGCUGGUGGUGGGGGCACCUCUUAUACCAAGGAAAGCUAUCGUGAGUUUAACACUCAAGGUCCGGCGGAUGACGACGAUGACGAUUUCUUAACUUCUGAACAACAAGGGCUUAACCAGCAGAAGCAAGGUCGCACAAGAGGUACCCAAAGCGAACGCUAUCAGUCUUCUAACAUUGGCGGUGCACAACGCGACCUGUCUGGAUCAGGAAACGACCAAUACGGCAAGGACGACAAUCAAGGUGUCUGGUAG
This is a messenger RNA of Saccharomyces eubayanus, 516 nucleotides long. RefSeq names its product Gre1p (gene GRE1). The record is from RefSeq and is a predicted model, not a curated record. Bases 1 to 516 code for a protein of 171 amino acids. NCBI's taxonomy places the organism in Eukaryota, Fungi, Ascomycota, Saccharomycetes, Saccharomycetales, Saccharomycetaceae. The transcript has a single exon.